This is a messenger RNA of Pseudopipra pipra, 3227 nucleotides long. RefSeq names its product serpin family G member 1 (gene SERPING1). Bases 490 to 3210 code for a protein of 906 amino acids. NCBI's taxonomy places the organism in Eukaryota, Metazoa, Chordata, Aves, Passeriformes, Pipridae. Gene Ontology annotation, biological process: negative regulation of endopeptidase activity. The transcript is spliced from 8 exons. Gene Ontology annotation, molecular function: serine-type endopeptidase inhibitor activity. The record is from RefSeq and is a predicted model, not a curated record.
GGACACUCCCAGUGCUGCGCCCCCCGUCCCCUCGGUGCCCACCUUGGAUGGCGCGGGUGGUGGGUGCCCAGUGCUCGUGGGUGGUGAGGAGCUGGCAGACGCGACCCUCGGGGUCCACGCCGGGGUGGUAGAUGGGGGUGCGGAGGGUGGCACGGGGGGGCUCCAGCGGGUGCCGCGGGGAGAAGGUCAGCUCGAAGCGGAAGGCACCCACGUUGUACGGGGGCGUGUUCUGCCGGGGUAGGGAGGGCACCUCAGCCCCUCAAGCCACAGCAUCAUCUGUCGGGGGAAUCCCUGUCCAGCCCUGAUAUACCCAGUGCCUCCCGUGGAGAAACACCAUCACCCACCCCCCGGCAGCCCCUCAGGAGGGGAACCUCCCCCCAGUGUCCCCAGCCCAGGGCCCCAGGCUGUCCCCCAGUAGUGCCCCCAGAGGGACCCUCCCCAAUUCUACCCUGAAAGGGACCCUCACUCAGUGUCCCCAGGAGACACCCCAUGCCCCCGGGUCCCAAGGGUUACCCCCAACACCCCCCAUGCCCUCAUGGGCCCAUCUCCCCUCCAGGGCCCCUGUGCCCCCGUAGUUCCCCCAUGCCCCCGACGCCCGGGGGACCCCACACACCCCCCCAGCCCCUCGCUGCCCAGGACUCCCCCACAGCCCCCCGUGCUCCUCGUCACUCACGGGCAGCAGGAGCCCUUCCCAGCGCCGUACGUUCCGGUCCAGCGGCCGCACGUCUCGGGCCCCCUCCCAGCCCCGCACCUCCUCCAGCUCCUGCGGGACGGGCGAGGGGUGGCUGGGGCCGUCCGGGACACGCCUCCAGGGACGGGGCAGCACCCCAAAACACCCCUCCGCAGGCUCGUCCUGGGCGGGGCAGCACGUGGGACACACCUCGAUGGGCGGGGAUUCCCCAUGGACCACGCCUUUGUGGGCGGUGGUUUCCAUGGAAUACGCCCUUAUGGGCGGGGGGGUCUCCUUCAUGGACGCGCCUCUUGGGUGCGGCCACUACAGACCACGCCCUGACGCGGAACGGUCCCCGCCGGGGAAACGAAACCGGAGUGCGCAGGGAGGGUUUGGCACCCCCGGCACCGAAAACCCUCCACGCCGGCAGGGCCGGAGCCGGCCAGAUCCCCCCCCGGCGCCCGCUGGACACGCAGGGACCGACCCACCGGGCACCCAGGAUGCCCACCAUGACACUCUGGCUGCCCCUGGCGUGGCUGGUGGCCACAGCCACGGCCACUGUCAGCCCGGUGCCCAGUCUGGAGGCCUCUCCCAGCGGAUCGAAGCUGCUCACACAGCCCCCGACACCGCCAGUGCCCCCCCAUCCUGCCACGGCCCCCCCGCAGGACGUGGGGGCACCUGUCCUGCCUAUACCCACCCCCCAUGCCCACCCCGAGGGGCUGCCUGGCUGGAAUGCCCUUCAGGGGGCCACGGAUGCCCCUGGGCCCACAGAACCUGAGGGAGCCUCUGAGGAGCCGGGAACCACAGCCUACGGGACCACGGCUGUGCCCACACCUGGCACCACUCAGGGACCCCCAGGCACCACCGCCCCGCCGUGCCCCGGGGACGAGGAGCCGGCCGAGGCCUGCGGGGAGCCCACGGGGGAGCAGCGGGCGGCCGUGGCCGAGGCGCUGGGCACCUUCGCCCUCCGCUUCUACCAGCGCAUGGCCGAGGCUGCCCGGCCCGACGCCAACCUGCUCUUCUCCCCCAUCAACAUCGCCACAGGGCUCUCGCACCUGCUGCUGGGUGAGGGGCCGCCCGCGAGCACCGGCACUGCCCUGGGCACCGCCUGUGUCCCCCGGGGCUGUCCCACCCGGGGCACCUCACCCAGCUUCCCCUGUGCCCGCAGGCGCCCGCGGCGAGACCCGCGAGCGGCUGGGCACCCUCCUGGCGUACCCGCCGGGGCUGGGCUGCGUGCACGGCGCCCUGCAGCAGCUGGCCGGCUCGCCCGGCCUCUUCUCGACCGCCCAGAUCUUCCACCACCCAGAGCUGCGCCUCCGGCCCCGCUUCCUCAACGACUCUCUGCGCUUCUACGGCGCCCGCCCGCGCGCCCUGAGCGGCAACGAGAGCCUGGACCUGCAGAGCAUCAACGCCUGGGUGCGGGAGGCCAGCGAGGGGCUACUGCCCGCCCUGCUGCCCGCGCUGCCCCCGCAGCCCCGCCUGCUGCUGCUCGGCGCCGUCCACCUUCGCGCCGCCUGGCGCACGCCCCUGGACCCCGAGCAGACGGUGCCGCUGCCCUUCCUGCGCCCCGGGCGCCCCCCAGUCGAGGUGCCCACCAUGACCAGCACCAAGUACCCGGUGGCCUCGUUCACCGACUCCCGCCUGCAGGUCCAGGUGGGGAGGCUGGAGCUGAGCGAUGGGCUGAGCCUGGUGGUGCUGCUGCCACGGGGGCCCCUGGGGGCGCUGGAGACCCUGGAGCGGUCACUGGACCCCCCCACCUUCCUGGCCCUGCUGCGGCGGGCGGCCCAGACGCCCCCUCGGGCCACCGCGCUGGCCCUGCCCCGGAUGCACCUCGACCUCGCCCUGGACGUGGUGCCCCUGGUCCACGACAUGGACUUCGGGCUGUUCCUGGACGCGGAGCUGUGCGGGCUGGCGGAGGGCCCGGCCGCGGUGGACGAGGCGCGGCACCGGGCGGUGCUGGCGCUGGACGAGGCCGGCGUGGAGGCGGCGGCUGCCAUGGCCACCUCGGUGGCGCGCUCGGCGCUGGUGCUGGAGGCGCUGCGCCCCUUCCUCUUCGUCCUCUGGCACGACGCCGGCGAGGUGCCCGUCUUCAUGGGCCGCCUCAGCGACCCCCGUCCCUGACCCUGCCCCUCCCGUCCCCGCCCUCCCUCCUCUCACCCCUCCGUCCUUCCCUCCUGCCUCCUCCUCGCCCUCCUCCCUCCAUCCCUGCCUUCUCCUCUCCCUCCGUCCCUCCCUCUCUCUCUCCCUUACCCCUUUCCUCUCUCCCUCUCUCCAUCCCUUGUCCCUCCUUCCACUCCUCCCUUCCUCCCUCCGCCCAUCCAACCACCGUCCAGCUCCAUCCUUCCCUCCUUUCCCUCCCUCCCUCCCUGCUUCCUCCCUCUCUCCCUCCAGUUCUCCCUCCCUCUUUCCCCCCUCCCCCCUCAUCUCCCCGCUUUCCCUGUCCAUCUCCCCACCCUUCCCCCGCCCCAGUUCCCCAGGGUACCAGAGGGUCCCUGCUCCUCCCGCGCCUCAGUUUCCCCACCAGCUCGGGGUCCCAAUAAAGAUUCCGAGCCCCUCA